Molecule: messenger RNA, 851 nt
Organism: Priapulus caudatus
Lineage: Eukaryota; Metazoa; Priapulida; Priapulimorpha; Priapulimorphida; Priapulidae
Exons: 2
Coding region: 1-567 (188 amino acids)
Source: RefSeq, a predicted model, not a curated record
AUGCAGCAGCACGACUUCCCCCGGAGGAGGGUCGGCACAAUAGGGGUACACCCCUACCUCGAGAAUUGGGAGCAUUUGAGACUGAAAGAAAUCCCUGAUGACGAGAUUAAUACCAUUGAAGAAAACACACGGGACCAGUCAGCCAGCAAGCGCAUUACUGCGUCAAGGUUCGGAUUUAUAAACAAAGCAACAGCGCGCCAAAAUUCAAAACUAUUCGCUGCUAGCAUCAUCGGGCAAAGAUCACUGACUACGCGAUACACUAGCCAUGGGAUAAAAUAUGAAUCUGUAGCAGUUAAGAAAUUCGAGAAAGCAUCGGGAUUGCUGGUGAAGAGAUGUGGAUUAUUUGUUGACAAGGAGUACCCUUUCUUGGCAGCUACUCGAGAUGGUGUAGUAGACAAUCAAAGCAUACUCGAAGUAAAGUGUCCAUUCGUGGCCAAGAACUAUAUGAUCAACGAAACCACAGUGCCUUAUCUAAAACGCGAAUGUAAUGGCGAAUUAACAUUAAGUACAUCACAUGAUUACUAUGCUCAAGUGCAAGGCCAGUUAAGAUGCUCAAAGAGAGAAUAAUGUUAUUUUUGUGUUUUUACACUGAAAGAUUUCAAAAUAUUUACAAUUAAGCGCAAUGAAAAGUUUAUUGAUGACAUGCUGCAGAAACUAAAAUUGUUUUAUAAUAAUACAUUCGAACCAGCUUUGAUUGACCAUUUCGUUUACAAAUCUUACAGUCAGUUUUUUUGAACAUCUCUUUGAGCAUCUGGCCUUGCACUUGAGUGCCACAAAUGGACACUUUACUUCGAGUAUGCUUUGAUCGUCUACUACAGCUGUGCUCACAUUGUAUUUGUAUUCUUUGUAUU